CUAAAAGAAUUUUAGCCUGGAUUUCGGAUUCAAGAAAAAUGGCGUCAAACGUCAACCAAAAUUGAACGGACCGCUUACUGAAUCAGCUCUUGUUUAUUUUCACGGAACGCAUCUAUAAUUCAUUUGGUGGACUUGGUGUGAUGGUAGAAAGAAAACAUGGCAAAUACCUUGGAUUUGAAAUUGGUCUUGAAACACCUCUCGAAUGGAACGCUGAGCGAGAAUUUAUGUAUUAUUUGUCUGAAGCCGCUUCAUGACCAAUAUGAGAAUAUUUUUACAAAAGUAUGUAAAUUCGACAAGGAAUAUUGCAUUGCUGAUGUUCUGCAGACUAUGUGCGAUAUUACACUGUCUGACAUAGAAACCUACAACAUUUGCAUCAACUGCUUCAUGAUGGCGUCCAUGGCAUACAAAUUCUACCUCCUAUCUAAACGAAGCCAGGAAAUACUACAUUUCUAUACAAAUGAACUACUUGAAAACGUAGAACAAAUUCAAUUACCGGAUGAAAUUGUCAACAACACACUUUGUAUAUCGCUUCCUGAGAUAUUGACCGCAACACCGGUGUACGAUUUUAAUCUACACUCGAUUGGCAAGGAAAUGGAAAUAGUGGAGAAUAAUAUCGUUAAAAAAGAAAUGAUAGAAACAGUUGAAAAAGAUGAUAACGAUGAUGUGGUGGUGAUUAUUCAGGAUAACGGUGAACCUGCGUUUUACCGCACACUGCCCGAUGGUACUCUUCAAGAGCUUGAGGGUUCCGAAGUGGAGAAAUACAGGAAAAAGUUUAAUGCUUCCGUAGCUGCCGAUAAAAAGGAGGAUCGGAUAAAAAAAGGAAGGAAAAGAGGUCCGAUGUCCUAUAAGCUGUGUACUCGGUGCCCGGUGAAGUACCGUUUCAUAACUAAACUGAAGCAGCACAUGCUCAUGGACCAUAAUGUCACCCUGUAUGUUUGUAAGGUAUGUCAAGCGAUCACGGAGAACGAGCAGGAGUACCACAAUCACAUGAAGACCCACACCAACGUGCACCAGUGUGCGGUCUGCAACACGGUGUUCAAGAAGCGGUCCACUAUCAUCAACCACCUCAAGUGGCAUGAACGCAUGAAGAAUAUUACUGAGAACGCGUUGCAGACGGAGAACGCGCACAUAUGUGAGAAGUGUGGCAAGAUCAUGUGCGACGAGGAGAGUCUGCGCCUGCACUACGACAGCGUGCACUACAAGAAGUUCACGUGCUACUACUGCGGCCGCAUGUACAAGGGGGAGAUGAGCUUCAACAGGCACAUCAACAAGCAUGAACAGAAUAUGGAGGUUGGCGGUUUUAGGGACCACACGCAGACAAAGAAAGACAAAGUCCCCCCAGCGGAGAAGGCGGGCAAGACCCGCUGCAUGUGUUCGACGUGCGGGCGACACUUCGUGGACGAGCGGGCGCUGCUCUGGCACCAGAGGCUGCACAAUAAUGAGAGGCCCUACCCUUGUAAGGAGUGCGGGCGCAGCUUCGUGUCCCUGAACCGUCGCAACCAGCACGCACUGUGUGCACACACCGCGCCCACGCGGCGCUGUCCGCUCUGUCCCGCGCUGUUCCAUCUGCGGUCCAUGGUCAACUCGCAUGUCAAGAAGGUACACCUGCGCGAGCACAAGCGGCGUAACCGCGUGAACAAGCACCGCAACGUGCCGUGGCGGACGGCGCCCGUGCCCAUACAGGAGCUCAGCGUCGACAUACAGAACGACAUACUGGAACUGCAGGCCGCGCACGCCAACACGCACGAUUGGACGUACGAAGAUAGCUCGCAAUCACUGGAGUUGGAGAGUAUGUGACCAAAGCGGUGUUACAAGUUCGAACAACUGCGCGCCGCCGACAGGAAGCUACGCCGACAAGCUUGGAUGUAGACCAAUGUACAAUAGAACUAAUAAGAUACUUAAUGGAAUUAAUAAUAAACUUCAAAUCUAUUUACUUUUAGCUGUCCCGGUAAAUUUCGUACUACCUCCAACAAUUUUUUCUC
Spodoptera frugiperda (fall armyworm) is the source of this 1982-nucleotide messenger RNA. Its product is annotated as zinc finger protein 275. The record is from RefSeq and is a predicted model, not a curated record. NCBI's taxonomy places the organism in Eukaryota, Metazoa, Arthropoda, Insecta, Lepidoptera, Noctuidae. Gene Ontology annotation, cellular component: nucleus. Gene Ontology annotation, molecular function: RNA polymerase II transcription regulatory region sequence-specific DNA binding; DNA-binding transcription factor activity, RNA polymerase II-specific; zinc ion binding. Bases 157 to 1797 code for a protein of 546 amino acids. The transcript has 9 exons. Gene Ontology annotation, biological process: regulation of transcription by RNA polymerase II.